This is a messenger RNA of Centropristis striata (black sea bass), 5231 nucleotides long. It is a transcript of the gene adgrd1, whose product is annotated as adhesion G protein-coupled receptor D1. Gene Ontology annotation, cellular component: membrane. Gene Ontology annotation, biological process: adenylate cyclase-activating G protein-coupled receptor signaling pathway; cell surface receptor signaling pathway. The transcript has 26 exons. Gene Ontology annotation, molecular function: G protein-coupled receptor activity. The record is from RefSeq and is a predicted model, not a curated record. Lineage: Eukaryota; Metazoa; Chordata; Actinopteri; Perciformes; Serranidae. The coding region runs from base 290 to 3028 and encodes 912 amino acids.
UCAAGAUUACACGGAUUACACUUUUUCUGCGUGGAAGUGGAAGUUGGGCUUCAGAUUUUUAUCAUGAAAAGGAAACUUCUGAAGUUUUUCAGCCUCAUACCAGAUCACUAAAUUGAUUUAGUUUUGUGUUCUUCUACUGUUAUCAUAACUUAUCUAUAUUUUAAGUCUGGACACAUGGACUGAUCAGAAGUUCUUGGAAUAAUGAGUGACUUCUCCUGGAUUCAUCUCGAUUCGUGGAUUUAACAGUUGUUUUUAGAAAAGACUGUAUGUGGUACACUUUCCAAAAGCUAUGGAAUUUUGCUUGCGAAUUAAUCUUUUUACAGCAUUUGUCUCCUGUAUUAAGGUUUAUGUUCAAGCGGCACAACAUGUCAAGCACCCAGGCCUGCAGGUGUUGGCCACGGCCUCACAUUAUUGGCCUCUCGAUGCUGUGGACGGAAUCCAUGAACUGUGGGACCAGAUUGGAAACAGACCAGGUUAUGUUAAUGGAAGUAACAUAACUCUCAGAAUCCACAACCACACUGUGCUCCCUUCUUCCCAUAACUCUUCCUAUGUGUAUACCAAUGACUCUGCCUACACUAACAUUUCUGCAACAGUAGAUAUUGUUGAAGGUAUGGUCAACAAGGGCAUCUUCCUGAAUGGAGACAAUGGCGGUACCUUUCUCCACUUUGGGAACUACCAGAACUCUUGUAUUAGCGACCCUACUUGGUGUGGUCCAGAGGGGAUUACCUUCUCCUUUUUCUGGAAAAACUACGAGGUAGAAUCCCGUUUUGCUGUAGCCUCUGGAGGGAAAGUUAUCUCAAAUGGCUUCUCCGUCUUCACCAAUACCUAUGGAGGAUAUGUGGAGUUUUACACUCGAGGCAACAACCACAGAUGGAAGGCCAACAUUGGACUUCCAGGGCCUUUUUGGACCCACAUUCUCUUCACAUGGACAAAAAAGGAUGGUCUGAAGGUCUACAUCAAUGGGACUUUUACUGCGGGUGACCAAGCUGGCAGUGUCUCAGAGAACUACGGUGACCCCUACCCCGACCUUGUUAUUGGAACUGGCAACAACAAGGCAUAUAGACACUAUCUAACAGGCGCCUUCGAUGAGUUUGUCAUCUGGGAGAGAGCCCUUUCAGCGUACGAUAUCUUGCUCUACUACAGUGCAGCCAUCGGUCAGGCCCUGGUUUCUGCCACAACACCCGGAGUCUCCAGAGACGUCACUUCAACUGCACCAACAGUAAGAGCCACAGAAGUGAGUCCUCCUGUCGUCAGCAGUCAGCGCGAGGAGGUCCAGAGCUCCCAGGAUCCAGAGUCCUUGCCGGUGUUGGGCUUCCUGAAGGCGCUGCCCAAUAGGACUAUUCCUCACAACACUGCCAACAACCUUACACAGACUUUUCUCAAAAGUGUGGAAGAAGUGCUGUCCUCUCCAGGGCUGCCAGAGCAGCAGUCCAUCCCUGUGGUCAGCGGUCUGAUCGAGACCGUGGACAGAGUGAUGGAACACAUGGUGACUAACCUGGAGCCCAGCCCGAACUCCCAUCUCUCCCUGGGUGGAACAUCUUUUGUUGCAGAUUACUCUCUGAUGAAAUUCCCACAGAACUACGACCUGUCACAUUACCGCUUCCCCACACAAGGCAAGAGUUACAUCUCAGUCCCUGGAGAGGCCUUCACCAUGCAGUCUCAAACCACCAUCGUUGGCCUCUUCUACCACAAUAUGCACAACUACUACAAAGAGAUCAGCCCGGCCAAGACCAGGAUUAACGAAGCAGCUGAUUACAAGGAUCACAAGAUCCAGGUAGCAAGUUGUCUGAUUUCUCUGAAAGUGGAGCCUUCACCAGCCCUGUCGGUCAACCUGUCUGGAUCUCCACUCAUCAAGAUCGUCCUCACCCACGUCCUGAGUAAAGAACAGCAAGAGCAAGUCCUUAAUCAGAGCAAUAAGGUCUACCUCUACUGCGCCUUCUUGGACUAUAGCUCAAAGGAGGGAGUAUGGUCCAACGAAGGCUGUGUACGCUCAGGUGGGAACAUGACCUACUCUGUGUGUCUGUGCAACCACCUUACCAACUUUGCAAUACUGAUGCAGGUGGUGCCUUUAAAGCUCACUACUGGCCACAGGGUGGCACUGUCAACCAUCGGUUAUGUCGGUUGCUCAAUCUCCAUCAUCUGUCUUGCCAUCACUCUGGUCACUUUUGCAGUUCUGUCGUCAGUGAGUACUAUCCGUAACCAGAGAUACCACAUCCACGCCAACCUGUCCUUCGCCAUCCUGGUGGCUGAGAUCCUACUGCUUAUCAGCGCUCGCUUUGACCCGGGCACGCUGCCUUGUAAAGUCAUGGCUGUCCUGCUUCACUUCUUCUUUCUGAGCGCCUUUGCCUGGAUGCUGGUGGAGGGCCUCCACCUCUACAGUAUGGUGGUCAAGGUGUUUGGCUCUGAGGGCAGCAAACACUUCUACUACUAUGGCAUCGGCUGGGGCGCUCCAUUGGUGAUAUGUGUGGUGUCCAUGACAUCAGCCCUGAACAGUUAUGGUGAGGUUGACAACUGUUGGCUGUCACUGACGAAUGGAGCCAUCUGGGCAUUUGUGGCACCGGCUCUGUUUGUCAUUGUGGUGAAUAUUGGCAUUCUGAUAUCUGUGACCAGGAUCAUAUCCAGAAUCAGCGGAGAGAGUUACAAAGUUCAUGGAGAUGCCAAUGCAGUCAAGCUGACAGUGAAGGCAGUGGCUGUGCUCUUGCCUAUACUCGGCAUUUCCUGGAUCUUUGGCGUUCUCGCUGUCAACACACACUCUUUGGCCUUCCUAUAUAUUUUUGCAGUAUUCAACUCAUUACAAGGGUUCUUUGUCUUCUUGUUUCACUGUCUUCUCAAUUCUGAGGUCAGAGCUGCUUUCAAACACAAAACCAAGGUGUGGUCUCUUACCAGCAGCUCCAUUCGAAACAUCAAUGUGAAGCCAUUCAACUCUGACAUUAUGAAUGGAAACAAGGAGGGUGUGACUCCCACCAAGAUGAACACUUGGGACAAAAGCACCAACUCUGCCAAUCGAAUUGACCUCUCCGCUGUGUAGAACCAUUUGUGGCAGGAGAUCAAUCCAAAGUUCACUAGUGUAGAAUGACAAACACUGGCCAGAGUAUUCUUCCACUGUGUUAUGUAAUGAAUUGGACACUCAUCUGUUCAAGUGAAAGUGAUACCAAAGGAAGUGCUGUGUAGCUGAUUUAUAGCUUCACCUUUGAAGACAAACAGACUCUAAGGACUGUGCCUUAUUAUUGUAUCAUAAAAUGUGUUCCCAAAAACAAGAGCAGGGAUUUCUGAGGAGGUCAGCGAGAGUCUUAACAUUCAGAGGUUCAGAAUGGAUUUUCUAGAUUUACCUGAUGCAUGGUCCAUUUGUAUUUAAUUGUGGUUGAUUUAAUAAUUGGAAAAGGAAUAGUAUAAUAUUUUUGGAAAUUAUGCCUAUAUGUUUUCUUGCUGAGAGUUAGAUGAAAAGACUUUGCUGGUUAGGUUAGCUUAUCUUAGCUUAGCACAAAGACUGUAAAUGUGAAAAUAUUUAGCCUGUCUCUGUUCACAAGUGAUAAAAUCCACCUGCCAGCACUUCUAAAGCUUAUUGAUCAACUUGUUUUAUCUCUUCAUUCAAUCAGUUUCAAUACAGAAGUGUAAAAAUGACACAUUAUGGUUCUACCCUACCGUUAUGUGCUGGACUAGCUAGCCAAGCUAGCUGUUUCCAUGUUUAUGCAAAGCUAAACUCAAGUCUUCUGCUGCUGGCAGCAUAUUUAUGCCAUGUGUCCAAUGCAUGGUGUGACUCGAUUCAUCUUGUUUUUGAUACCAGGUCCUUUUCUCUAUUUUUUUUCCACUGCGACCCAUGCGAUUCUCAGCUGGUCGCCACGUGAAAUUGUGGUGAGAUCAUCUUCAAAGUGACACUCACUGAAUCCUUUCAUCUGCACCAAACAGAGGAACUGCUGCACCUCAUUAAUUAUAUGGCAUAGAGUAAAUAGUACGUCAGGGGGGAUUGUACAGCAUAGUUUUGCGGGCUGUCAUUCGCCAAUUGCCAAAAUUGUGGUUGCUAUUGACGGCAAUUUAAAAUCACUUAUGACAAUUCUCUCUGGCAAAUCAGUGGUCUGCAGUGUUUUAGCUCCAUGUUCUAGUAUUGGCUCAGCCUGUUUGAUAUGACAUUAGUGUACAGACGAGUGGUAGCAAUCUUUUCAUUGAACUCAGCAAGAAAGCAACUAAGCUUACUCCCCAAAAUGUCAAAAACAUUCCCAUUAAAUCACAGUUGUUUUGACAUGUAAUUUGUAUGACACAAUAGAAUAGAGCUAUUACAUCUACUUUAAUUUACUUGCAGAAAAUGUAACUAACAUUUUAGAUAUGUUUUUUCAGGGUGUGGUUGCAUACAAAAACAUAAACUUGGAUGGAAAAGACACAGGAAAGCAGCAUAUUUCCCUAAAUAUAGACUUUGAUUCAUGCCAUGAAAAAACAAUGGCACAAUGGUUUCAUUGACUGGUAAAGUAUUCAUCGUCACCAAGAUUCACCUGGUUCAUACUGCUUUGAUCCAAUGUUGGGGACAACGCAACUCAAGAACUGCAUGAAAACAAUGGAUGAAGUUGUAGUGAAUUAGACCCGAUGUCAUUCUGAUAUAAUGUAUUUAUUUAUUUUGUGAUCCGUGUCUUCUGCAAAGUGCCACAGCUCAACAAUCAGUAUGUUUAUUGUUAAAUUCUAUGUCUAUUUGUGUCUCUCUUAAAUGAACUGGUAUAUUUGCAGUACCUCACAUCGUAGUAAGCUGCAGUAUGUUAGGCUUUUUGAGGAAUAGUGAAUACUGGUUGUUUUUUGGACACAAUUCUGUGAAGUUUUAUGGUGUCUAGUUAUUUCUGUUGCUAAUUUCUUUUACAUUUCCGUACAUUUUUUCUACAAUGAAAUAUGUUCUACAACAGAGGGACUUAAUAGGGUUAUUGCUUUUUUUUUCUUAAAAUACUGUGAGAAUGGAGGGAGAUGGCAUAUUUUUAAAUGUCAUUGAUCUUACACUGUACCAGCAUUAAGUUUCCUAAAACAGGAUUUACUGUAAGUCACUCUGCGCUCACUAUUCAUGACAAAUUUAAAUAUUUCAAAAUGUCUAUGCUUAUAUGGCUUUUAAUGAUUGUUGUCUUAUGGUACUAUGGUUUGUGCUUUCAAUUAUCUUUAUUAUAAAACGUUCAUGACAAGAAAUCAGUGUAAUCUUUAUUACAUGACUUUCACCAUCAUGUUCACAUUACAACAUGUGACCCGCAACUCUGCCAUUAACC